UCAGCAUUUGAGAAUAAGCUCCUGGACCAGACACCAUGGUUCAUUUUACAGCAGAGGAGAAGGCUACUAUCACAGGCCUGUGGGGCAAGGUGCAUGUGGAUGAGGCUGGAGGAGAAGCCCUGGGAAGGCUUCUGGUUGUCUACCCAUGGACUCAGAGGUUCUUUGACACCUUCGGCAACCUGUCCUCUGCCUCUGCUAUCAUGGGCAACCCCAAGGUCAAAGCCCAUGGCAAAAAGGUGCUGACUUCUUUUGGAGAAGCUGUAAAGAACCUGGAUGAUCUCAAAAGUUCCUUUGCCCACUUAAGUGAGCUGCACUGUGACAGGCUGCAUGUGGAUCCUGAAAACUUUAGGCUCCUGGGAAAUGUGCUACUGGUUGUUCUUGCAAACCAUUUUGGCAAGGAAUUCACUCCCCAGGUGCAGGCUGCCUGGCAGAAGAUGGUGUCUGGAGUGGCCACUGCCCUGGCCCAUAAAUACCAUUGAUCCUCUUA
This is a messenger RNA of Tupaia belangeri chinensis (Chinese tree shrew), 487 nucleotides long. Its product is annotated as hemoglobin subunit epsilon-1. The transcript has 3 exons. Lineage: Eukaryota; Metazoa; Chordata; Mammalia; Scandentia; Tupaiidae. The coding region runs from base 36 to 479 and encodes 147 amino acids. Gene Ontology annotation, biological process: hydrogen peroxide catabolic process; oxygen transport. Gene Ontology annotation, cellular component: hemoglobin complex; blood microparticle; haptoglobin-hemoglobin complex. The record is from RefSeq and is a predicted model, not a curated record. Gene Ontology annotation, molecular function: oxygen carrier activity; organic acid binding; peroxidase activity.